UGUGUGUGUGAGUGUGAGUGAGUGAGUGUGAGUGAGUGAGUGAGCGAAACACUUGGAGUUAAUGAAACUUGUCAGUGUUUUGAGGUUGUGGGUUAGAGUUCCUCAGACUGACCUGUGGGAAUGUGUCACGUCUCAAACUGAACCACUGACCUCCUCUGACUUACUGCAGAGGAAUGGAAGUUGUCACCAGAGCUAUUUUGGCAAAGUACAGCUAAUGAUUGUGAUCACAGAACACGACUCGCAGCAGCAGCAGCAGCAGCAGCAGCAGCAGCAGCAGCAGCAGCAGUUGCUUUGCUUUCCUUUUUUCCAACCAGUGAGUUAGAGCAUGCGGCGCUCUCUGGCGCUGCAGGGAUUACACAGUUAACGGAUGUCACGGCGGCUCCGCUUGCAUUUUGCGUCAAGGAGAAGUAACACGGACCCUCUGUCAGACGGAGCUCAGAGACCCGCAGAGAGUCUGGCACACAGCUCCGUCCACCUGAAGGUGACUCCUCUGUCACCAGACUACGCUAAUCUACAGCGCUACUCCUCAGUAUUCAUACCCCGGAUUAACACUGGAGGACGCAACAAGAAGAACGUUGUCCAGAUCUCUCUGCAGCCGUGCGGGAGGCUCAGCGGUCAGGCACGUGGCAGCGUAGAGGAUGGAGAUCAGGGAGCAGCUGGUGCUGGCUCUGACGGAGGCUCGUGCAGCAGCAGCAGCAUGGCUAGUGAUGCCGGGUACUGUAGCAGCAACAGCAUCUUUGAGCCAGAGGCUCCAGAAAAGCACAGGACCCGCUCCAGGUCCACGGUCCCUCUGAGACGCUGCUCCUCCCUGGUUAUAUUCUCAAAGAGCCCCAGCAGCACCCCGCCUGCCUCCCCGGUGAGUCCUGUGGCUGCUCUGCCACCGGCCAGGGCAACUCAGCCGUCGUCUCUUCACACGUGUGCCAGUGAACUCUCACAAGACGACGACGACGACGUGACUUGUAAAGGGUCGACCGCGGCGGUCGUCGGCCAUCGUCUCUCUAAAGGAAGUUCAAGUGAUUUCAGGGACAAACACAUGGUGCACUUUAAUAUUCCUGUGCAGGAUAAACCAACAUACAGAAUGGAGGACAGGAGGACAGUAACGGACCCGUCACCCAUCCUGGAGCGGUCCAACCGUCACUCCAGCUGCUUGUUGUUGCACUUUGCCCACCAGAGACCGACAACCACAGCGAGAGUUAACGUGGAACAUCCUGACGCUCACAAAAAACUCUAUCGCAGCACGUCAGCGUGUUUGUUCUCGACUAAAGCAGCAGACAGAACUCACACGGGCCGCUCGUGUGUCAAAGGCCAGGAAACGGCGGAGGGAAAGCGCGGCCAUCGAGCCAUUCAGAGGAGCUUCUCCCUGGAGGUUCCCUACGCCAACACGGGAAUCUCAUGUCACGUCUCCAACCCCAGUCUCUGCAGCCCUCACUCUCCACACGUGCACAUUCACCUGUCUCCUCACUGUCCUGUGUCCAACCUACACAACUGUGAGUUUGACCACGACGUCACACAAACGUCCAAGAGCCCAGAGGAGAAGACACGUGAUGACUUCCUGGGACAGGUGGACGUUCCUUUAAAUCAGAUACCGACAGAAAAUCCUAACACUGAGAGACCGUACACGUUCAAGGAUUUUCUGCUUCACCCUCGAAGCCACAAGUCCAGGGUCAAAGGUCAUCUACGUCUUAAAAUGACCUACCUGCCGAAAAACAGCGGUUCAGAGGAGGAGACGUCCGAUCAGACGGAGGACAUGGAUCCUGGGUGGGAGCUGCUGGAGUCUCAGGACAUGUCAGGACCCAGACAGAGCCAGGUCCUGCCUCCUCUGCCCCCUGGCUGGGAGGAGAGACAAGACAAUCUGGGAAGAAUCUACUUUGUUAAUCAUGAGACGAGAAGCACGCAGUGGCAACGGCCCACAGUGCAAGACAAUGACCUGGAGUUGCUCACGAGACAGAACAAUAAUGCAGAGGCGGAGCAUGCGUUCAUCACACGCAGACAGAUCUCAGACCACGAGGAGAACGAAACUCAAGAAUCUCCUGAGAGCUGGGAGAUCCUGACAGAGGAGAACUCGGCCGUGUACAGUAACGAGCUUGCGUCGCCUCCUCCCCAAAUGCCCGCAGACCUCCAGUCCAUUCGCUGUGAGCUGAGACACAUGCAGGUUUCUGGGGCCACAGCUGGUGAUCAGCGCACCUCCCACACGAAUCAUGCAAGUAAUUCAAGCCAUUCCAGUCGCAGGCGGAGCUCCCAGACUCCACCUGGAGAGGAACAUCCUGUUAAUCCAGUGCUGCUUCCGACCUCCACUGGUUUACCUCCAGGCUGGGAGGAGAAGCGUGAUAAUAAAGGAAGACGCUAUUUUGUAAACCACAACACUCGAACCACGACAUGGAAUAGACCUCUCAUACAGAGGACCUCAGAGGCAGCAGUAGCAGCAGCAGCAGCAGCAGCACCAGCAGCAGCAGCAGCAGCAGCAGCACCAGCAGCAGCAGCAGCAGCAGCACAAGCACAGAGCGGUGCAGGUUCAUCCCAAAGCCCCACCACGUCUCCAAUGACAGCGCCCCCUGAGGUGUCUCCUCAGCAGACUCCCAGCCCUGAGGCCCCGCAGGAGUCUGGCUCUCUGCCGGCGGGGUGGGAGGUCCGCAGCGCUCCUAAUGGACGACCUUUUUUCAUCGACCACAACACGAAGACAACAACCUGGGAAGACCCUCGGCUGAAGAUUCCCGUACAGAUGCGGAGGACGGCCUCUCUUGACCCCAAUGAUCUUGGCCCUUUGCCGCCUUGUUGGGAAGAAAGAGUCCACUCUGAUGGAAGGAUCUUCUACAUAGAUCACAACACCAGGACCACACAAUGGGAGGAUCCUCGGUUACAGAACUCGGCGAUAACUGGACCAGCUGUGCCUUAUUCCAGAGAUUAUAAACAGAAGUACGAAUACUUCCGCAAGAAGCUGAAGAAGCCGGCUGACAUCCCAAACCGCUUUGAGCUGAAGCUGCGACGGAACGCCGUGCUCGAGGACUCGUACCGACGCAUCCUCUCUGUGAAGAGGCCGGACCUGCUCAAGGCACGCCUGUGGGUGGAGUUUGAGGGAGAAAAGGGACUGGACUAUGGAGGCGUGGCCAGGGAGUGGUUCUUCCUCAUGUCCAAGGAGAUGUUCAACCCAUAUUAUGGGCUGUUUGAGUAUUCUGCCACGGACAACUACACACUGCAGAUCAACCCGAACUCAGGUCUGUGUAACGAGGAUCACCUUUCCUACUUCAAGUUCAUCGGCCGAGUGGCCGGCAUGGCGGUGCAUCAUGGGAAACUGCUGGAUGCUUUUUUCAUCCGGCCGUUUUACAAGAUGAUGCUGCAGAAGCCGAUCACGCUGCAGGACAUGGAGUCUGUGGACAGUGAAUAUUUCAACUCUUUAAAGUGGAUCUUGGAGAACGACCCGACAGACUUGGACCUGAUGUUCACCAUCGAUGAAGAGCUGUUUGGACAGACUCACCAACAUGAACUCAAGCCCGGCGGCUCUGAGAUCGUUGUCACCAAUGAAAACAAGAAGGAAUACAUUCAUCUGGUGAUGCAGUGGAGGUUUGUGAACAGGAUACAGAAGCAGAUGACUGCAUUCAAAGAGGGAUUCUUUGAGUUGAUUCCACAAGAUCUGAUCAAGAUCUUUGAUGAGAAUGAGCUUGAGCUGCUCAUGUGUGGUCUUGGAGAUGUGGACGUGAACGACUGGAGAGAAAACACCAAGUACAAGAACGGCUACUGCUCCAACAACGCUGUCAUCCAGUGGUUUUGGAAAGCGGUUCUGCUGAUGGAUGCAGAGAAGAGAAUCCGGCUCCUUCAGUUUGUGACGGGAACGUCCAGAGUUCCAAUGAAUGGCUUCGCUGAACUCUAUGGCUCUAAUGGACCACAGCUGUUCACCAUCGAGCAGUGGGGGACACGUGAUAAACUGCCCCGAGCUCACACAUGCUUUAACCGUCUGGACCUCCCUCCUUACGAGUCGUUUGAGGAGCUGAGGGAGAAACUUCUCAUCGCCAUAGAGAACGCACAAGGCUUUGAUGGAGUGGAUUAACGCGGCGGAAGUGAACGAGCUGAAGUGACAUUUUAAUGCUCAGCUGCAGGAUGUGAUGGUGAUGCUGGUGAGAGGGUGAGCUGUGGUGGUGAAGGACAGACACACAGCUGAGUCGGGUCACUCACACACACACACACACACACACACACGUGGAGGAGGCAGACGUGGAUAUAGAAUCACUCCAUGUGUUGUAAUGUUUACAAAUUGUUUUAUUUUUCUUCUCUUAAGUGAAUUCACUUUUGUUUGUUCUGCUAAAUAAUGAAUUAUUUAAAUGAGUGAAAUGAGAUUAUAACAUUAAUGAAUGUGAAGCUUUAAAAACAGGAGUUUCCUUUGAGCCGAGCUGCGUCACAAACUGUCGAGACUUCAGGGAAACUUUCACCACAUGAACACAUGAUUUAAGCUGGACCAUGGGUGACACAGUGAGGACACAGUGAGGACACAGUGAGGACACAGUGAGGACAGGUUGACAUAAAGACGUACAGUCUCUGAAACUGCAGAAUCCCUUUAAAGUGAAAGAAGGUUUUAAAUCUAAAGGUUUAGUCUCAUUAUUAAUAAAACACAGAUAUCGAUUGUUAAUUUAACGAUGUUUUCUCUCCAUUUAAAUUCUUCAUAUCAUUUUCAUUCCAGAAAACUAGAAACACGACAGGAAACGUUCAAGAAUGAAACCUCAGGAGCCUUAGUAUCACAAACACGUGUGUGUGUGUGUGUGUGUGUGUGUGAUUACACUGUAAACAAGUGUGUCAUCAUUCAUUCAUUCAUCACGUGUCAUUAAGCAUUUACAGCAGUGAUGCAUCCAAACCAGGACCAGUAAAACAAGGCUUAACUAAUUAUUCUGCACACGCACACACGCACACACACACACACUCACACACUCUCACAUGCGUGCGCACACACACAGACACACACACACACAGACACACACACAGUGUUAGAUUCUGCCCAAAUACUAUGCAUAAAUGUACAUAUUUAACUGUAAUGUUGCAUGAUUCUUUCUCAGAUUGAACAUAAAUAUAUUGUACAUAGAAAUAAAAGAUUUGGUUUUUAUUCAUACACAUGUAUGUGUAUACAUACUAUAUAUAUAUAUAUAGUAUAUAUAUACAGUAUGUAUAGAGUAAAUAUACAGUAUGUAUACACAUGUAUGUGUAUACAUAUAUAUACUAUAUAUAUAUAUAUACACAUGUAUGUGUAUACAUAUAUAUACUAUAUAUAUAUACGUAUAUAUGUAUAGAGUAUAUACAGUAUAUGUAUAUUGUCAUUAUUAGUGGUGGGCUCAGACUGUGAGUGUGUUGCGUUGCUUUGUUUCCUCGUCGCGCGCGCGCGUGUGUGUGUGUGUGUGUGUGUGUGUGUGUGUGUGUGUGUUUGUGUUUGCAGCUCACUGCUCUGUUUUUAAGAGCUCUUUAAAAAGCAUCAUCACCUGUAAUAAAUAAUAAAUAAUAAUAAUACCUUUGUAAGGAAAUAAGUGAACUGAACUGCAGCCGUUUCUCUCUGUGUUUACGUCUGCCGCGGUUAAAGAAAGGUUUUUAUAUUCUUACGCUUUUAUAAAGUCAAGCACUUUGUCUUAUUGUUCACUGUUGAGCGUCACUGCCUUUAAAACGUUUACCAUGUUCUCUUGUGUCGCUGUGUGAAGAUGAUUUGUGAUAUAUUCUAGCAGAUGAAGUAUUGUUGUGUAUGUUUUGAUCUCUACUGAAGAAAAUCCCAGAGAUCAACUCUUUAUUUCUCAUAUAUCACAUUUUCUUAUUGUCCAAUGGAAUUGAAAUCAUUGACAAAGCCACAAGUGCAUUACAAUGUUGACAUGAGUCUAUGAUCUAUGUUCUAUGAUGAUGAACUAUAACUCACCACAUCCAACAUCAGAGAAAGAAAGAAAAAUACAAUUCAGUAAUAAAAUACACAAAACAACA
Messenger RNA from Solea solea (common sole), 5940 nucleotides. RefSeq names its product NEDD4 E3 ubiquitin protein ligase a (gene nedd4a). Bases 368 to 4042 code for a protein of 1224 amino acids. The transcript has 25 exons. Gene Ontology annotation, molecular function: protein binding; sodium channel inhibitor activity; ubiquitin protein ligase activity. NCBI's taxonomy places the organism in Eukaryota, Metazoa, Chordata, Actinopteri, Pleuronectiformes, Soleidae. Gene Ontology annotation, biological process: ubiquitin-dependent protein catabolic process; neuromuscular junction development; receptor catabolic process. The record is from RefSeq and is a predicted model, not a curated record.